CUUGAUAGACUUUUCUAAUUCCUUCUUCCUUUCAACCUUCUCUUCCAUCAAGCUUAUUUUAUCCCGAUGCAAAGCUUUCUAGUCGCUGCUCCCUCUAGUACCAAAUCACCAGCUUCCAGCAAGAACAACAGUGCUUCACUACAAAUGCUGCCCCGUCCGCACAAGUGUCCAAUAUGUCCCAAAUCGUUCUAUCGUCAUGAGCAUCAAACAAGACAUCUUCGAACGCACACUGGAGAGCGCCCGCAUGGUUGUACAUUUCCAAACUGCGACCGCCGCUUUGCGAGGUCGGAUGAGCUAGCUCGACAUAUGCGCAUCCACACUCAACCUACAUCGGUUUCCUUUCGUAGACCUUCUCCGCGGAAGAGAAGAGAGUCAAAGGACAAGAAAUGGAGCGUUGAAGAUGAAAUGGCCUAUAGCGAGCAGCAAAAGUUUUGUUCCGUCAUUCGAUUUGCCUCUGUUCGCCCACGCCAGUCUAGAAACCUUGGGUCGCCACGCCCAGAAGCAGGUAGUUGGAAUUUGCAACGGUGCCCUGUGCCACGAUGUCUCAAAAGUUUUUGGAGGCCAGGUCAACUUGCCAGACACAUUCAAGUUCAGCAUCCUGGUGCUCAUGAUGGCAACAGCAGCAGUACAGAGGAAUCAGAUGAAGGCAUAGAGACACCCGGCAACACCCCACCAAUGAGCCCCGCAAAACCAAUGAUAAUGGAAUGCAGCUUGGAUACAUCCCCUGUGCUCCCUGCCAAACCCUUACCUAUGGUCAGCAUAUUACCACCAUUGGAUCCUCGCUUAAAUGCAUACCAUACAUCAACAGUAGAUUAUGGGCAUCAAGAACAAAAUGAUUACCCUACACAUCCUAGACUUCCGUCAAUCCAGUCAUUGCUGUGCUAGGUUUUAU
Messenger RNA from Umbelopsis ramanniana AG, 892 nucleotides. RefSeq lists its product as uncharacterized. Lineage: Eukaryota; Fungi; Mucoromycota; Umbelopsidomycetes; Umbelopsidales; Umbelopsidaceae. Bases 67 to 885 code for a protein of 272 amino acids. Gene Ontology annotation, cellular component: cytoplasm; nucleus. The transcript has a single exon. The record is from RefSeq and is a predicted model, not a curated record. Gene Ontology annotation, molecular function: RNA polymerase II cis-regulatory region sequence-specific DNA binding.